AUUGGUUGCUUAACAGUUGAAGCCUUGAAAGUAAUAUGGCCGACGUUCUAUUGGAGAACGACGUAGUUAGAUUUUUCGCGAUGUAAUUUGUUUGUCGACGUAUUAUUCAAUAUCGAUGAUUCUCGACGUUAAGCUCCUGAAAUUUAGGAAGUUCCUCUCUGCUACUUUAUUUGCGCCGUCGGGGGCUGCGCGCUCGGCGGCGCACGACUACGACAUGUCGAUCAGGGCAGCCGCAGCUAGGCUGCUCCAUAAUGGUCGGCUACUGCUGCGCAGCGCCAGACCGAAUCAAAACAAUCGACAGACCGACGUCGUAGACGGUUUCGGCCUCAAUAUUUUGCCCAAGCGAGGGUCAGCAGCCGAAAAGGCCGUAGGAUCAAGCAGUCCCGCCCCCACUGGAGGUAGGGGUGCGUCUGUGGUGAGGAAUGUUGCUUAUAAAUUUCACCAGCACGCAAGACGCUUAUUUGUUGACAACGUACUUCGGCGAGUGACAAAUUCCCAGUCAGCAGAACUCCGUGAGAGAGCUACGAAGAGGUUACUGUAUGGAGAUUCAGCCCCCUUCUUCGCGCUGGUGGGCGUCAGUCUAGCAUCGGGAACAGGGAUUCUAACAAAGGAUGAUGAGCUGGAAGGCGUAUGCUGGGAGAUUCGAGAAGCCGUGUCAAAACUCCAGUGGUCCAUAUCACAGCUGCAGAAUGGGUGUCAUCCCAAGGCAGAUCUGGACGCGUCUGAGUGUGUGAGUGGACUGAAAGACCUGGACGUGGGGCCCAUGAUCGCUAAGGGCUGCAGUGCUGUCGUGCAUGCCGCUAAACUAAAGGAAACAGUGAGUGACACUGGUGAGGAACGUGAAAAGAGCAAAGUCGACAACCUCGUCCAGUUGCACGACAGUGGCAUUUCGCGGCUGGCAUUCCCCCUCGCCCUCAAGAUGAUGUUCAACUACGAUGCCGAGUCGAACGCAUCUGCCAUCUUGCGAGCCAUGUACCGUGAGACAGUACCAGCUCCGCACCACCUCGUACUCAACUUGGACCUCGAAGGCGACAGCGAGUGGGCGACAGAGUUGGCCAGUCGUGUACGUCGCCUACCUCCACAUCCGAACAUUGUGGAAAUCCUGGGGCUAUUUGCAGACCGUGUGCCAUUUCUACCCGGCUCACUGGCUAUGUACCCGGAUGCCCUCCCAUCGAGGCUGAAUCCAGAAGGUUCGGGAAGGAACAUGAGUUUGUUCUUGCUUAUGAAAAGGUACGACACGAGCAUGAAGCAGUAUCUGGAGCAGCACAGCCCGUCAGUGAGGGAGGCGACGCUGCUGCUGACCCAGCUCCUGGAAGCCGUCACGCACAUGACUCGCCACGGAGUAGCACACAGGGACCUGAAGAGUGACAACCUGCUGCUGACACUGCUGGGUCCGGAGGAUGGGGAGGGGGUGGAGGAGGAGGCGCCCUGCCCGCUGCUCGCCGUCACCGACUUCGGGUGCUGUCUGGCCGACGCCCACCACGGCCUGUCUAUGCCGUACCACUCCGCAGAGACGGACCGUGGCGGCAACACUGCACUCAUGGCACCGGAGGUGGCGUGCGCGAGGGUAGGCCCGUUCUCCAGCAUCUCGUACCGCAAGUCGGACGCGUGGGCGUGCGGCGCCCUGGCGUACGAGCUGUUCUGCGGUGGCCGCAAUCCCUUCUAUUCGAACUGGGCGGCAGUCGAGCCAGAAAGUGGCGGAGGAGGCGACGGAGGCGGAGGGGAGACGGUGAAAGAGCUGCCAGCGUUGAAGAGCCGCAGCUACCGCGAGGAGCAACUGCCUCCGCUGCCGGCCAACGUUCCGCCCCUCGUCGCUGCUGUCGUGGCCGGCCUGCUCGUGCGCGCGCCCCACAAGAGACUGAGUGCCGAGAUGGCGGCGACGAUCCUGCAGCUGCACCUGUGGGCUCCCAGCAGCUGGCUGGGCGGCGGCGAGGAGGGCCCGCAGAAGCCGACCAGCAACGAGAUCUUGCAGUGGCUGCUGUGCCUGACAACGAAGGUGCUCUGUGAGGGUGGUCUGGGGCUGUGCGCCGUGGGGGGGCGGCGUACGCUGGCAGAGUACCGCCUCAUCUCGGCGCUGCUGUCGCGGGCCUCGCUGCACCGGAUCAAGGCCGCCCUCGCGUGGGCAGUCGCCGCUGCAGUGCCCGAGCUGUACUAGUCGCGCCAUGCACUUCUGACGGUGGAGCCGGAGAAGCUAGAGCUCCGAAUGGUGCUGUGUGGCUGUAGUUGUGCAUAAGAGCUUGAAAGUUAAUACCAUUGCCCCGCUUCGAACUACAGUUAACUUGUUUGUAUUGAUUGCUUUUGUUCCUUAGAUUCUAUCUGGUGAGAGUCUACACAUGGCUGUGAAUAUUGUUAAUGUUAACUUUUUCCUCUCCAAAUGUAAGUUAUUGUAUAUAUGGAACCUCGGGACGCCUUCCCUUGUAAAUGUUGAGGAUCCACCAGUUUUAUUUAUCCUAUGUUGAAUUAAUGAAUUUGUUUCUCCAUCUCUGCCGUCAGAUUAUCAGAAGUAUGGAUUCUUUUGACUGUUUGGUGAUUGAUUAGCACACUUAUGUGACUUAUUGUAGAUAGUAUUAUUUGUGAUAUGAUUCCUCUUCAUAUUUUAAUUACAUUAAUUUCAGUAUUUCAGAAAAUACAUGAGCUUUAGUAGCUGUUUUUUAGCUGAGAUCUGCUACUGUAAUUUCAUCAGUGUGUGUGUGUGUGUGUGUGUGUGUGUGUGUGUGUGUGUGU
This is a messenger RNA of Schistocerca cancellata (South American locust), 2724 nucleotides long. RefSeq names its product serine/threonine-protein kinase Pink1, mitochondrial (gene Pink1). Gene Ontology annotation, biological process: protein phosphorylation; autophagy of mitochondrion; regulation of apoptotic process. Gene Ontology annotation, cellular component: mitochondrion. Bases 116 to 2155 code for a protein of 679 amino acids. Lineage: Eukaryota; Metazoa; Arthropoda; Insecta; Orthoptera; Acrididae. The record is from RefSeq and is a predicted model, not a curated record. The transcript is spliced from 10 exons. Gene Ontology annotation, molecular function: protein serine/threonine kinase activity; ATP binding.